Messenger RNA from Fundulus heteroclitus (mummichog), 1123 nucleotides. RefSeq names its product interleukin 12a (gene il12a). The transcript is spliced from 7 exons. Bases 1 to 738 code for a protein of 245 amino acids. Gene Ontology annotation, molecular function: growth factor activity; interleukin-12 receptor binding. Gene Ontology annotation, cellular component: extracellular region. The record is from RefSeq and is a predicted model, not a curated record. Gene Ontology annotation, biological process: immune response. NCBI's taxonomy places the organism in Eukaryota, Metazoa, Chordata, Actinopteri, Cyprinodontiformes, Fundulidae.
AUGACCGCGUGUGAAUCAAGUGAUCAAAUAAGAGGUUUUAUUGUUCCUUUUCGGCUGAUAAUUGGGAGGGUGUCCGAGGCGUCUUUUGUAGAAGCGUGUGCUGACGUUUGUGGUUCUCCUGCAGGCUUCUCCAGCUGCGCGACGCUGCUGCUGCUGCAGCUGCUCGCCCUGAACUGGCGCACAUCUGUGGCGCUGCCGCUGCCGGGGAGCGCAGACAAGAGCGCACAGUGCGCGUCGCUCUUCAAGAACCUCCUGCUGAACAUCAAGGACCUUCUUAAAAGUGAAUUUAUGUGUUAUCGCUUGAUGAAAUCCAUGGAAGUGACAGUGAGGAGCCCUGAAACAGUGCAGGCCUGCGCACCCACUUCACCUCAGAACUCCGGUUGUGCGAUACUGGUCAAUUCGUCCUUCAGCGAGAGUGAGUGUGUGACGAACAUCAUGAAGGAUUUGGCCUACUAUGAUGCUGCUUUGGAAUCCUACCUCGAGUCCCCACUCCACAUGCCUGAGAAGGAAGUUCCACUUCUGAGACCAACUCUGGGAAUCAUUCAGAACCUGAGGAAGAAUUGCUCCUCGGUGGCAAAUGAAGGGCAAUACUCCUUUGAGGACGCAGCCAACCUGUGGAAAAACAACUCCUACGCAAACCGACAGAAGAUGUGCAAGAUGAUGAGAGGCUUCCAUGUCCGCGCCAUCACCAUCAACCGGGCCAUGGGCUACAUCUCCUCCGGGGAGCACAGGAAGUAAACCCAACCGAAGCUUCAACAACAUCACCAUCAACAUCACUGUCAAUAUCGCAGUAUUUCCCCCCCCCUCAUCAAGAUUUACCACAGCAAAUCCGUAACAGUCGUUCACUACCCUUGGAAGCUAUUUAAAAUGUGGUGCUUCACACCAAACAAAGCUGCUCAGGCAUAAGCUAGCUGUGUGGACCCUCUUCUCUUUGUGAGAGCAAAAGGUCCGUCAAUCUUUUUUUAAGGUUGGUCAAAAGUAAAGGUCACGUUGGCCUGUUUCAGUAUUUGAAUGUAUCCCACUAUAAUGGAUAUUUAUUUAUUUAUUUAUUUAUUUGAUAUUUAUUUAUUGAAUAAUAAUAUUUAUUUGAUGGCCUGUGAUGUUAUUUGUUCUUAUUUAUAAU